AAAUAGUAAUAUUAAUUAAUAAGGUAGUCUCUUCUAUUGCUUUGAUAGUUUAGCCAAAAAUAAAAAAUUAAAAAAAAUCUCAUCAUCCUCCAUGACUCAACCACUUCUAAAACUAACCAAUUCCCUUCUCAUUUCCCCCAAUUUUUCACUCUCCGCCGCACACCGCCGCGUCGCCAUUGCCGUCGAUCUCAGUGACGAGAGUGCCUUCGCCGUUAAAUGGGCCGUCCAAAACUACCUCCGUCCAGGAGACGCCGUAAUCCUCCUCCACGUCCGACCAACUUCCGUCCUCUACGGUGCAGAUUGGGGAAGCACCUCCACCUCCCCUGCUCACAAAAUCGAACGAGAUUAUGAAAUUUUCACCAACAAUAAAGCGACUGAAUUAGCGGUACCUUUAGUAGAAGCGAAUGUUCCGUUCAAAAUUCACAUAGUGAAAGAUCGGGAUAUGAAGGAAAGGCUUUGUUUAGAAGUGGAGAGGUUGAGAUUGAGUGCGAUGAUUAUGGGAAGCAGAGGAUUUGGGGAAAAUGAAAGCAGAGGAAUUGUUAGUAAAGGGAAACUUGGAAGUGUGAGUGAUUACUGCGUCAAAAACUGUAUUUGUCCUGUUGUGGUUGUUAGAUACCCACAACAAGAUGAAUACGGCGACGGAGCAGUGGAGAAGAAGGCGGCGAUUGAGGCUGAGCUGCCACCGGUACCGGAGGAGGAGCACGAGUAUCAUGAUGCUGAUGAUGAGCUAAAAGGUGAAUGAUCUAACGCUGUGAAGUAGAUGGUUAUCUUGAUGUCUAAAUUUUCUUGCUGCAGGAUGUAUUUUUUUUUUAUAUAUAUUGCUUAAAUUACAAAACAAAAAUAAUAUUUUUAAAAUUAUGUUGGGUUUUAAGUAUGGCGUGUGAAUAGGAAAGGGAAUGAAAGACAAUUAUUAUACUUUAUAUGGAAAAACACUUCUAGCUCUUAAAGAGUUAGACUGUUGAGAAUGACAAAUAUAAAUUGAGUGAAUAAGUUUUUUUA
Solanum pennellii is the source of this 999-nucleotide messenger RNA. Its product is annotated as universal stress protein PHOS32-like. NCBI's taxonomy places the organism in Eukaryota, Viridiplantae, Streptophyta, Magnoliopsida, Solanales, Solanaceae. Bases 92 to 742 code for a protein of 216 amino acids. The record is from RefSeq and is a predicted model, not a curated record. The transcript is spliced from 2 exons.